Messenger RNA from Amoebophrya sp. A25, 2848 nucleotides. Lineage: Eukaryota; Dinophyceae; Syndiniales; Amoebophryaceae. The record is from the annotation of a GenBank genome assembly.
GUAGUUCUAUGUAGUGAGAGAGGAAAGAAUGAGUUCAGGAUGAUGAGAGACUCUAAUGGAAUUAACAUUAGUACAAAAGAUCCAGAAAAAGAUCAAAAAUUUACAUUUUUCACAGAAGUCGAACUAAGAGAGCAAGUUGGAAAGACAAGGAAGACAACAGAUGAAGAUAAUCGAAAAUAUGAAAUAACACUCAACAAGACUAGAUCAUCAUCAUGAUCACUCACUGAAAACAAUAGAUCUAUGUACUCCGGAUAACUGCAGCAGCAGCUGAUGUAGAUGCAGUACCACAUUCCUUAUCCACCCAAAACGCAACAACAGGCAAACGAAUUUCGACCUUCGGGUUAUUUUUGACAAGAUUGUUUUGGCAACCUCUACACAAGCACACUUAAAAAAAGUUGAAAUCCUCGAUUUAUUUUGUGAGAAGUAUCAGUACCCUUUGCUCCUUUAAAUCAAGUGACAGAAAGGUACGAAAUAGUUGGUAUAGUACAUCAACAUAGUAGAUCCAUGAUUUCUAAGAAAGUAGUAGAAUAAAGAUAAACCUCCAAAUUUUCCUGCUCGUUGUAAGUAGCUCCUUUUUGAAAAAGGACCAACGUAGAUCAUAACUUGGACUAUCCUUGUUAUUCUUUCGUAGUUCAAUAUUAAAAAGAGAAUACCCCACCUCUGCUCGUCGAAACGAACGAGCCCGAUCUAGCACUAGUUCGUACAGAAGAGUCCCGCGAACAACUUGCUUCAAGCCGAAAAGUGUCGCAUCGUACCACCCGGUCUGCUGCCACGCGAUAUUAAACUCCCACAACAAAGAAGAAGUACAGUGUAGCGAUUCAUUCGUCGGGUUUGCAGACUUCCGCAAUAACGAGCAUAGGCAUUGGAAGCGGAAGAAACCACUUCCAAGUUCUAUUUGCGUGGGAGAAGAAUUACAUCCCUUUCGCUGUUGUAGUUCCGAAACCAACCACAUCAUCAAGAUGGGAAACUCACCACCUAAGAUUUCUGUGGAGGAGCAGAUGAAACUGCACAAGAGGCAGAUUUCAAAGGCGAUUCGAGAGCUUGACAGGGAGAAGAAUCAUCUCGCGUUGCAGGAAAAGAAAACGAUAACGGAAAUGAAAAAGGUACAACUAAGCACUUGAAAACCUUCUUCUUCUUGCUACUUACUUGUACAGGGCGUCUAUCACAUCAUCUAUACUACCAAGCAGUAUGUCCGACAUAUUGUUUUUUGUCUUAAGAAGAAAAAGAGUUUCUUGAAUUCUAAGGCCAAUGAAAAUUUUUUGUACUUCAACCCAUCUGACUUCAGGAUGACACUGUAAUGAUUUCAUCUGAAUCUGAACAUCUGAGCUUCUGGCAAACCUUGUCGCAACACUUUUUCCACUCUCAUAAACUUAACCCACUGACUAAAGAAGAGUAAAACACAAGGACUAAGCUUAACUUUCCUGAGUCUGCUAAAGUUUACUAAGUUACCUCAAGUAGAUCAAAACAGUUUUUGUACUAGCACUAUUAACGCCCCAGUGGGCGCAGGUACUACUGCUGGUGGUCGUCUUUAGAUUAAGUCCAGCAGCAAGUCUAACUCUAUCUCUAGCUCUACCCUGCUCUAAUGAUCACCAUUACUACAGCUCGCCAAGCAGGGUCAAGUCCCCACGGUCAAGAUAAUGGCGAAAGAUCUUGUCAGGGUACGAAAACACCAGAGCAAGUUCCUCACCAUGAAAGCGCAGUUGCAAGGUGUGCAAAUGCAACUGCAGACGAUGAAAAUUAAGGCUUCCCCUAAUCCAUCCCUGUAGACCACAUCCCUCAAACAUAUGCGCCCCAAUACAAGGGAGACCCAUACUGACGCCCAAUACAAUUGAAGGAUUUCCACAGGGAUAAGAAAAAGAGAGAGCUCUAAGAAAAGCACGCAAGCCAUGACCAACGCCAUGCAGGGAGUGACGAAAGUAAUGCUCCAGAUGAACCAAGACAUGGAUGCCACCGCUGUGCAGAAAAUCAUGAAGGAGUUCAUGACGGAAAAUGAAAGGGUACUUCACAACGUUUAAGAUAGCCUUGUCCGACUUCUACAGUGGGCUCAUGCAUCUAGAUUUCUGUCCUGCACUUAGCCGACUUCUUCUACUCAAGGAAAGAAUUAAUCCCUAUCAUCUAAUGAAAGCCACUUCAAUCUAGACAAUUCCAUCAUCCUUCUCAUGUUUUACAGGUGUUGAAGUUCAAUUUUGCGCUCGAGUAUAAGGACUCGUGGCAUUUGGAUGAUGCUAAUUCAAAGCCAUUUCUCGGGCGUCACAUUACAACAACUACAAACGAAAUUAUGUAUCACUCGAAAAUCACUAUAAUCAUUCUUGUUCCUAAAUAUCUAGUAAGUACAAAAUAAUAUACCACCACAACUACAGCAACAAAUGACGGAAGAAGUGCUUGGCGAUGCUAUAGAUGAAGCCUUGGGAGACGACGAGGUGGAAGAAGAAACCGUCGUAAACCAGGUCUUGGAGGAGAUCGGGAUCGAGGCUGCCAGCGAUCUUGGGAAGGUAGGCAAUAGUAAAUUGCCGAUGCCAGCACAACAGCAGGCAACGGGGGCACAGGUAGCCGAAGAAGAAGAUGACUUGGAGAAACGCCUGAACGCAUUGAAGAGAUGAUGAGGUUGAGGGAGGAAGUCAUCAACUUCGACUCCGAAGAGAUUCAAGAACAUCACAACAUAGAUGGACAUGAUGGAUGUCCUCGAUGAUGUCCCUUUAUUUGAUCCUUUGUUUUGGCAUUGUUUUGAACAGAUGAUUUCACCGAUUAUAAUCUGCGCAUACCCAUACAACAACUAAAAGUGAUUACGGACGAUGAGCAUCCCUAUUUUUCAGAUGUUUGAAAUCUGAAAAAACACGAUUACGAAAAC